AUGGCAACUCCCAAGAUCAGAUCAGCCAAUGCGGCCUCAACGUUCAUCCUAGCGCCUGAGUUACCUAAGAUCGAUAAGCUAAAAGAAGGCCGAUCGUAUGAGAUAUCGCUGGUGAAAUCGGAGAAUCUCUCGAAGAAAGCUCAGGAUUCGAUAUUCACGCUGUUUGAUGAAAAUAUGUAUGACCUUCAGAAAACAUCUUCUUUCCCAUAUACCGAACGAUCCAAACGAGAAGAACUAUUUAAUCGAGAUGCGAGGUACAUCAUACUUCUCUCCCCUCCCCAGUCACUUUCCUCAACACCAAUACCAAUCGUAAGUGGUAACAACAAGAAAGGGAAGGCUAAAGAGACACCGACGGAUUUUGAUUAUGAUAAUUUACUGGGCUUCUGCGGGUUCAGGUUUGAUACGGAAGAAACUCUAAGUAGUAGAGAUGCAGAGGUUGCUUAUUGCUACGAAGUGCAGCUUUCCAGCAAGUGCCGAGGUCAAGGAUUGGGUAAGAGGUUAUUGGAUAUACUGCAAGAUAUAGGGAGGAGAAGGGGGCUGGAUAAAGUCAUGUUGACGUGUCUGAAGAGUAAUGAGUCCGCUUUAGCAUUUUAUACCAGACAAGGGUAUAUACCCGAUGAGAUAGAUCCUACACGGAUCAAUGAGGAAGAACCUGUCGAUGAAGACGAGGAGGAAGAGGAGGAAGAAGUAGAUUAUAGAAUACUAAGCAAGAGCUUGAAAAGAACGUAG
Molecule: messenger RNA, 729 nt
Organism: Kwoniella botswanensis
Lineage: Eukaryota; Fungi; Basidiomycota; Tremellomycetes; Tremellales; Cryptococcaceae
Exons: 7
Coding region: 1-729 (242 amino acids)
Cellular component (GO): nucleus
Molecular function (GO): protein N-terminal-serine acetyltransferase activity; histone H2A acetyltransferase activity; histone H4 acetyltransferase activity
Source: RefSeq, a predicted model, not a curated record